UACACACAAGCACAACAUCCUCUUACUCUCUGUGAUGCAUUGGUCCCUUUCACUGUUAAUCCAGCUGGGUUGUGCCUCCGUGCAUUGCUGUACUUUUGCCAUCUGAUAAAUUCCCCACGGACGGUUGGAAAAAUCACAUUUUAGGCCAGGAAUUUUGCACUUUUUGGAUUUACGUCAAGUGGGAGCUUCACAUCAGAGCCUCUUGCUCGGGGGUGGUACUCGGCUCCACGGGACUUCUGAGCCAAACAAUGAAGUCCCAUCCAGGUAGCUCGACGGUGCUGCUGCCCAUCGCCCUCUGCCUCAGCUUGGUCCCCGUGUGUCUCAGCGCUGCAAUCCCUGUUUCAUGUGGUUCCAUCUACAAGCGCUUUGCUCAGUGUUUACUCACACUCGGGGACAGUUUAGUGGACACACAAAAAGAGCAGAGCACACAGGACAUCGAUGCCAUCUGCAGGUCCUGGAAUGCAUUUCACGUUUGUGCCAACUCAGCUCUGGCCGGCUGUCCUGGAGAAGCAGCAGCUGUUUGGGAGUCUCUAAGACAAGAGUCCAGGAAGACAGAGUUUUCUGGAAACCUCUACAACAUGUGCGCCAGCCGCACAACGCUCCCACCCAGCACCGUGCCUGCAGCUCAGAGCCCCCCCACGUCCGACCAGACAAACCAGGAAACACUGAAAGGGCAAACACACAAGCACAGCCCCACGCUCUUCACUGUACUGCUCCCUGCGUGCAGCAUGCUGCUAGUUCUGCUCAGGAGUUAGUUAACCCAUAUUAACCCUUCGGUCAGAGUGAUGCCAGCAGGCCGUCACAGUCCUGCUGCCCCUACAAUCCAAACAAACAAGGGCACACAAUCCAUACAAGUCACUUUCAUCAUAAUCCUUAAAUAAGGAUUGCUAUAACUGGAUCAGUUUGAAAUGUUUGGUUCAGGACACUAAUACAGCAUUGACGCAUUGAAAAAAAUUGAAGACCUGUCUUCUGUCAGACAGAAGCCUCUUACAUGAAGUCCACCAAGUUUUCAAUCACUGCAAGAGUUUACAGUUUUUUCUGAAUGCUUAAACCCUAACUGUGAUUCCUGUAGCACAAUCUCUAAAACUAUUCAGACUUACAGCAAAACCACUCACUGAGUUUGCAAAACUAAAAGCACAAAAACUGCUUUGCACUCAGUUUGCAAUUUUGUAACACACACUUUGCAAAACUGUGGGCACAAUUAACUACACAACACUCAAUUACCAAAUUUCCAACACACUCCUAGCAA
Haplochromis burtoni (Burton's mouthbrooder) is the source of this 1249-nucleotide messenger RNA. It is a transcript of the gene nrn1lb, whose product is annotated as neuritin 1-like b. The record is from RefSeq and is a predicted model, not a curated record. Bases 249 to 755 code for a protein of 168 amino acids. Lineage: Eukaryota; Metazoa; Chordata; Actinopteri; Cichliformes; Cichlidae. The transcript has 3 exons. Gene Ontology annotation, cellular component: plasma membrane. Gene Ontology annotation, biological process: neuron projection extension; nervous system development.